CGCGAAACGCACGCCGCCAGAGCCGUCGUGCUGGACACCACACACACACGCCGUGUGACUUCAUAUCGGCCCGUCCGUCGUCCGCGUCCGCCCGUGUGCGCCUUCUUCUUCCCGAAACGGCUCGCGCUCUCGCUCGCGGCUUCGUCGAGCAGCAGCCAGCCGCGGCGCGCACAGUUUCGUGCCGCACGCUUCGAGGUGAAGAAGCUGCCCACGGAGAGCUCUCCCGAGGCAGGCAAUCCGAAGAGGCUGAAGGCAGCAGAGAGCCCAUUUCAAGGAAGCGACGUUUAUUAUUUAUCGAGUGCGCGAAACGAAAAAUAUUUAAAGGACUCUAAUUAAAUAUUGUGCUCCAUUAAUUUAAGGAACACGAUUUUCGGAUAGAUAGAACGCGCCAUGUCGGCGUGGAGUUCAGGGUCGCGGGCCCUGACGAUGGCAUUGCUCACAGUCAUUCUCAUCCUGCCGGCCGUCAUUCACACUGCGCCGGUGUCAGAACAACAAGGCGAUUUGGAAACCUACUACCCUGGUAAAUACGCUAAAUCAUUUGCGGACGCAACCGGCUGUUAUUACAAUUUCCAGCAUUACGACGAAGGUGAUCGGAUAAUCACCAACGAACCAUGCCUAAAUUGCACAUGCCACAAUCGAAUGCUGAUGUGCUACUUGCGCGUCUGUCCGUUUAUCAAAGCAAUCGGAGAAAAUUGCAAAGUGGAGAAGCGCAACGAUCAAUGCUGCCCAGUGAUAACCUGUCCAGAAGUACCUGUACAAUUGUUGACGUCGACAACAACCGAGAGCGCAGUAGGCAAACCUGGAUCUACUGACGUUGGUCAUCUGGAUACAUAUGGAUGCUCCAUUGAUAGAUUGUUCUACAGUGAUGGUGCGAGAGUACCUUCGGAACCGAAUAAACCUUGCGAAUUGUGCUACUGUAUCAGGAAUAAGACCGCGUGUGUUAUGCAAGAGUGCACACUUCACAUUCAAGGAUGCAAGCCUAUUUACCAGGAGGGAGUUUGUUGUCCAGUGCGAUAUGAUUGCGAUCAUCCAGAUGAAGAACUUCCGGCUCUUACGUCUACAACCACGACAACGACGGAAGCUCCAACUACAACUCCAGGAUUGAUCUUCACCACGACAAUGCAACCUGGUGGCACCACUGACUGUACAUUCGACGGUGAAAUUUAUGCUGAUGGUGCUUUAGUUAAGAAGGAUGUUGCUUGCGAGCAUUGUUAUUGUAUGAAGGGUGAUAUUGUCUGUGCGGUUCAAGAAUGCGCGCCUACACCAUUGGAUAAGGUUAAUUGUACCGCUAUGCCUCCACGUGAGGGUCAAUGUUGUCCAGAUACGUAUGACUGCGAGUACGUAAGUCAAGAAGAGUUGACCACUGCCGUUUAUGAGUUCUCCACAACAACGGUGCCUUCAAUUGCCGAGGAAGAAAAUAUCAUUCCUGAACAUGAUGAUCACACUCUUCCACCUGUUUCUGCUACCGAAGCUGCUGGUACCGAGGUUCCAAGCAAGGCUGAAGAAGUACCCAAAGAAGGUGAAGUUCCGGAAACAAGUGAGAAGCCUGAGGAACCAACUGAGGUUGAAAAGACUGAAAAACCAGAAGUUCCUGAACCUACAGAAGAAGAUCACAAGGAUAUCUUGGAAACACCUACAGAAGAAGAGGGAGUGACGGAAAGUGAAGAAGUACCUGCUCACGUUUCAGAAAUUGUGCCUGAAGUAACUACAGAACACAAAGAACCGGUAUCUGAAACAGAAAAACCGACAGAGCAAAUAGAUGAAGAAAAGCCAGUUCAUGUUCCAGGUGAAGGUCUUACUGAAACUCCUGAAGAAGAACCAAGUGUCACUGAGCAUGAGGAACCGGUUGAACAUGAAAAGGAAUCUGAAGCUCCAACUAAGGCUGAAACGGAAACAGAGAAGCCGAUCGAGGAAGAGGUUCCGCAUGUUCCUGAAGAAGAACAAGUAACUGAAGGUGAAGUUUCUGAAGUUACUACUGAAGCUGCUCCACAUAAACCUGAUGAAGAGGUAACCGGUGAUGUUACUGAAGAGACUCCGAUUGUAACUGCCGAUGAAAAGGAAUAUGACCAUACUCCAGCACAUAUUCCAGGCGAACAGGUCACAGAAGGCGAAGAGAUCCAUGUUACCGAGGCGCCAGUUGUGCCACCAGUACCGGUGGUUCCAGCAGUCACUGAAGCAGAAGGACAGGUAACAGAAGAAAUUCCAGAGGAACAUACUGAAGCGCAUAUUCCUGAAACUGCAACACAGGCGGAAGAAGAAGUUAUGCAAGUGACUGAAGGCCACAAACCCAUUGACACAGAGCAUAUUACGGAAGGUGAAGCGCAGGUUACAGAAGGUGAAGCUCAGGUUACAGAAGGUGAAGCUCAGGUUACAGAAGGUGAAGCUCAAGUCACUGAAGAAGAAGGACAUGUUCAAGUGACGGAAGACGAAGGACACGUUCAAGUAACAGAGGACGAAGGACACGUUCAAGUCACAGAAGAUGAAGGACAUGCUCAAGUAACAGAAGAGGAAGGACACGUUCAAGUCACAGAAGAUGAAGGACACGUUCAGGUUACAGAAGGUAUUUUACCGGUAUCUGAAGGACCACAACCCACUACUGAGGGAUUACCAUCGGUUACUGAAGCAGAAGAACACGUGCCCGAGAGGGAUGACCACUCACCUGAAACAGAAAUAACGCAUCCAGCUGAGAGUGCUUCAGAACCCACACAUGUGGAACCCGAGGAUAAGGUAACUGAAGCUGUUUCUGCAGUGACUGAUGUACCUGUUACGGAACAUGAGGCACCUGCAACUGAGCAUGUACCUGAAGAAGGAGAAGAACCUGUUACUGAAAAGAAGCAGGAACCUGAAAUUACUCCUACUGAAGGUGAAGAACCUGUAACUGAAGUUAAGAUUGAGGCAGAGACUAGUAAACCUGAGGAGGUUGAAGAAGAAAAGCCAACUGACGAUGGUAAACCAACAGACGAACAAGCUGAAACCGAAGCACCUGAGGAAGUUAGUGAAGUGCCUGAAAGCACUGAGCCAACUAAGGAACAACCUGAAGGACCUGAAGAGCCUAUUCAACCAGUAAUUCCGGUGAAACCCGAAGAACCUGAACAGCCUGAGCAGCCUGAAACCACAACACUAAAAUUGGCUGAAGAAACGGAGCAGCCGUCUCAAGAAAUUGUUCCUGGCGAAGAAACCUCACAACCAUCGACGGUUGAAACUACCGCAGGACACAUUCCAGAAGUUAGUGAGGAAGCUACUCCGGUUUAUGAUGAAGAAGGUAAAACACCUGAGACACCAAUUACUGAAGAAGUUCCUACUGCUACAGAGGGUGAGAUUCCAGAGGUUAAACCUGGCGAAAUUGAGCCACAAAUUAUCGAAAAACAACCUGAGGAAGAAGUGGAUAGAACAGAUAAACCCGCGUCUGAAGAUAUUACCGAACCAACUGAAAUUAAACCGGAAGUACCCGAAGUUCCUGAAGUUAAGCCAACAGAGAUUCCAGAAGAAAUCGCGCCAACAACAGUUGUUACAGAAGUUACAGAUGAAGAGAAACCGGAGACGCCCGAGAUUUCAGACGAAGAUAUUGUGCAUGAACCGGUUGAAGGCGAGGAAGAGCCGCAUACUUCUGCCGCCGUUGUACCUGGUGAACAAGAACCAACAACCGAACACGUACCAGUUAUUCCAGAAGUGACCGAGGGUAAGGAUGAAGAGAAAGAAGUUGUGAAACCAGUAGAAGGUGAACCAAUUGAACCAACAGAGGAAGCUAUUACGGCAGCUCCAGAAAAACCAGUUGAAGUUCCGGUAGAAGAUGAGCAUACUCCGGAACCAGAAGUGAUGGAGGUGACCGAGUCGGUAACAAAGAUGCCCGAAUCUGCAGAACAUGCUACAGAACCAACAAAGGUACCAGCAGUACCAGAAACAACUGAAGCUAAACCAGAAAUUACCACUGAACAUGUUAAGGUAGAGGAUGAAACAGAAAUUCCAUCUGUUGAAACCAAACCUGAAGAGGCGAAACCAACUGAAAUUGCUGAACAAGAAAGUACUGAAGCUGUACCAUCAGAAGGCGAAACUGAAACACCAAAAGAACCAGCUGUUGUUCCAGAAGUUACUGGAGAACCUGAGGUAACUGAAAUCCCACAUGUCACAGAUGAAGAAGAAACAGAAGGUUCUGGUGAAGCUCAACCAGAAAUCCCAGCAACCACAGUGAAACAUGAGGAAGAAGUUGUAACCGAAAGUGUUCAACAUGAACCAAGUGGCGAGGAUGAGCAUGUUGAUGAAGAAACUGAAAGUCCCAAAGAGCACAUCACCGAAAAACCGAUUGAAGCUGUUGAGGCAGAAACGGAGGCUGAACCUUCAACCGAGGAGGAAGGCACUGAGUUCCCCAUUCGUGAACAUGUUAUACCUGGUGAAGGCAGUUGCCUUGUGGACGGUCAAACUUAUGCCAACAACACUAACGUGCCCACAAUUAAUCAUUGUCAAGUAUCAUGUAAAUGUAUUAGCUCCAUUUUACAAUGCGAGAGCGUGACAUGUUCUCCUGCUCCGUCGAACAUGCAAAAUUGCAUGCCUGUGUACCAUGGACCUGAUAGCUGUUGCCCGACCUAUAGUUGCAGUGCUCCAGGUCCGCAAGAAAUGGAAUCCGACAGCCACAAGAUGGAAGAUGAAACCACAGUGUCUGAAGAAUUAACCACUCCUUCUGUUACUCCAAGCGCCGAGGUGAAACCAGAUGAAGAAGGUUCAGGGGUCACCGAGCAUGUUACAGAAGGUGUAUUCAAACCUGAAGAAGAAACAGAGCCUUCUCUUCAUGUUGAGCCUACAGAGGAACAGAAGACUGGUAAACCAAUUGAAGAAGCUGUCACAGAACCGACUGGAGAAAUUCCAGAGAAACCAGAAGAAGUUGAACAUGAAGAGCCUGCCACAGCUGGGCCAGAAGUUACAGAGCCUGCAGAAGAAAUUACCAAGAAACCAGAGGAAACUGUACCUGAGGAGCCUGCCACAUCAGUUCCAGAAGUCACUGAUCAUGCCGAAGAAAUCACAAAGAAACCCGAGGAGAUUGAACCUGAAGAACCAGCCACGUCAGUGCCCGAAGUUACAGAGCAUGCAGAAGAAACUUCAAAAGAACCUGCUACACCAGAGUCUGAAGUUAUUCCCGAAGUCACAACUGCUGCUCCCGUUACAGAUGAAGAGGAAACUGGUGCUCCUGAAUAUACUGAACCUGAAAGUGCAACUUCAGGAAAGCCAGAAGAAGUGGAACCAAGCAUUGAGGAGGGUGCUAAACCAGAAUCUACAGAGGUGCCAGAUACUGAAAUUCCAGCGAAACCAACAACUGAAGAGUCCGAAGUUGCUGUACCAUCUGAAGGUACCACAGAACAAGAGCCCGAAGAAAAACCAGUUCAUGUUCCGGUUGAAGCAGAAGAAGGAACAACACCAGCAGUUAUUGCAGAAGUUGAUCUUACGACUCCUAGUGUGGAAACUGACAAGAAAACUGAGAAACCAGAAGAGAUUCAACCUGAACAGGAUGAAGUUACAAGCACAGUUCCAGAAAUUGAAGAAGGCGUUGCUACUACUCCUAAAAUACCUGUGGUUCCAUCGGGCGAAGAAUCUACAGCUCAUCCAGCUGAAGUUACGGAACGAGUGGAUACGGGUGCUCCAAUUGAAGGAUGUGCUGAAGGCGAAGUCUGCGAACCAGCCGAACCUGCUGUGCCUUCCGAGACCGAAGUUCCUUGCCAUGGUGAAGCUUGCGAAGGUGUUACCAGUGCACCUGUUAUUCCAGAUAUUACAACACCUUGCAAGGAGGGUGAAGUAUGCGAGGGCGAAGAAACACCACCGCAAUAUGUUCCAGUGCCAGUCCUUCCUUGUGCCGAUGGUGAAGUGUGUGAAUCACCUGAACCAGCGCAACCAAGUGAGAUUCCGACGCAACCUGAACAACCAAGUGAAGCUCCAAUUCAACCUUGUGCGGAUGGCGAAACUUGUGAAGGAGAAACUACACCUCUUGCUCCUACUCAUGUUGAACCUGUUAGUUGCGCUGAAGGCGAAGUAUGCGAAGAAGUCACUCCAGCUGUACCCGUCCAGGGAGAAGCAUGCAAAGAAGGUGAAGAAUGUAUACCAACAGAUACUACUGUGUCACCAGUUCCUACCGAAGAAUGUAAAGAAGGCGAAGUUUGUGAACCCAAGCCAGAAGUGCCAACAGCGGGAGAGCCAACUGAAGAAUGUAAAGAGGGUGAAUGUCCACCUGUUGAAGGUGUUACCGAAGAACCAAUUACGUCAGAACAAGUGCCGCAGUGUGAGGGUGAGGUAUGCAAACUGCCUGGAGCAGACAAAGAAGUGACCGAAAAACCGGAACAAGUACCUGAAGUGUCACCUUCCGAAGAGCCUUCGGUUGAAGUAACGACGUCCGUUAUUGCACCAUCUGAAGCUGAAACCGAAUCUGAUCAGAAGAUCACACCCAGCGUAACCGAGCAUAUUGAACAUGUCGAACCGGAAACUGAGCAUGCAGAGGUUGAAACGGAAGAACCAGAAACCGAAACUGGUAAACCAGAAGAGGGUGAAACCAAGAAGCCAUUGCAGCCAGAACCUAGCAAACCGGAAGAAGAAGAAACUACUGCGCCUGCAGAAACAGUGACUGCUGUCCCAGAGGAAGAAGAAACUAAACCUUCCGUUGUUGAACCUGCGGUUCCACAUGAAACAGAAACCGAAAUUCCUGUAGAGCCAGCAGUGUCUGAAAAAGAACCUGAAGAAGUCGAACCCGAAACCGAAGGUCCUGAAAAGGCCAUUACACCUGAAAUUAAACCAGAAGAACCAGCCACAUCGGUUCCAUCUGUUGAGCCUGUUGAAGCCGAGACAACCGCACCAUCAGAGGAGCCUGAGCAAAUUCCAUCUGAAACUACACCACCUACCGAUGAAGAGAAAGAAGAAACCCUUAAACCUGAAGCAACAGGCCCAAGUGUAUUGGGAGAAAGUGAAACUGAAGUUACUCCAACUCUUCCUGCUCAUGUUGAACCUGAACUACCAACUGAAAAGCCUGCAGUGGUUCCUGAAGAUGAAAUCAAACCAGAAAUUACCACUAUUUCCGAAGAACCAGAAAUUGUUCAUGUAACAGAAGAAAUUCCAUCUGCAACAGUUAAACCAAUUGAAGCAGAUGAUCAUGUUAUGGAAACUACACCUAGCGUACCAAUAGAGGAGAUUCCAGAAAAAGAAACUGAGGUGCAACCAGAAAAACCAACAGAAACACCAGCUCACGAGGAUGUUGAACCAGAAGAGGGUGGUGAGGUUACAAAGCCUACCGAAGUUGCUCCUGAGAAGGGCGAAGAAGAAGUCACGGAGGCAGUGCUUCCAGUUGAACCAAUUAAACCCGAUGAAGUAAAACCAACUGAAGCUGAAUUCAAACCUACGGAAGCUGAUGAAGGUGUAAAACCAACUGAUACUCCAGUUAAACCAGAUGAAGAUGUAGAAAAAUCGACUGAAUCGGUCACUUCCGCGAAACCAACGGAAUUGGAAGUUGAAGAGGCCAAGCCGACAGACUUGCCAGCCGUACCAGAGGCUACUGAAACUGAAGAAGUUAAACCUACUGAAAGCCCAGCCGAGGAAGAAGGCAAGCCAGUUGAGAGUGAAACUACUGCACCAGUAGAAAGCGAUGAAACUGGAAUAACUCAAGCUCCACCUGAAAUCAAACCAACUGAAGAAGCGGAAGAAGAACACAAACCUACCGAAGCAGAAGAGGAACACAAACCUACGGAAGCAGAAGAGGAAUACAAACCAUCAGAAAGUGAAGAGGCUGUUACUGAAAAGGAAGAAGAUGUUGAACACAAACCUACUGAAGUUCAAGAAGCUGUUGAGUCAACUGAACCAAGCGCAGAUGAUAAAGAGAAGCCUACAGACCGUGCACCAACGGUACCUGAAAAAGAAGAAGGCGAACCAACAGAAGCUGAAGCAGGUAUACCUACCGAGCCAAGCAAAGAGGAAGAGUACAAACCCACUGAUAGAGCACCAAGUGUACCCGAAAAAGAAGAAGAUAAGACCACUGAGCCAAGUGAAGAAAGCAAACCAACUGAAGCUUAUGACGAAGAAAAACCGGAACAUGGAGUUAUGUCAGAAGAUGUUGAACCCGAGGAACCAGAGGAACCCGAACAACCUGCUACAUCAAGACCAAUUCCAGGUGAAGAUGUUACUGCUCCUCCUCAUGAAGUUGUUACUGAAGAGUAUGUCACUGAAGUUGCCAAACCACAAACUGAAGAAGCCGUUGUAACUGUAACUGCAGUACCGGCUGGCGCUGAAGUAACAGAAGGCAAGCCAGAAGAAGUACCAGAAGGACCAGUUGAGCCAUCUGCUACUGAAGAAGCAGUUACAUCACCACCCGAAAAAGAUAUUGGAGAACCAACUAAAGAAGAAGAGGUAGAGAAACCAGAAAGCAGUACUCAAGUACCAUCGGUAGAAGGUGCACCAGUGACUGAAGAAGAAGAAGAAGAUGUUUUCACUUCAACAACAAUUCAGGAUAUGCUCACUAAAUCGUCGCCGUUGCCGUUUACGACAACGACAAUCUUGCCUAGUCACGAGCAGCUACCCGACACUUCCGACUACCCGGUGCAAGGCCAGGUACCAGAUGACGAAUAUGACGACGAAGAGCCAAGUGCUUUCGGACCUGGCACAUGUCGCUAUGGUGGCAAAGUCUACGUGUCUGCCCAGCAGAUACCACGAGACGAUCCUUGCGACUUCUGCUUCUGCUUCCGCAGCGACAUCAUCUGUCUGCAACAAAGCUGUCCACCGCCUAUACCACGCUGCCACGAAGAACCCAUUCGAGGAUUCUGUUGUCCUCGAUACGAAUGCCCCGUCUCCAUGGCCACAACGGUCAACAUUACCACAACCACUACGACCACCACUACAACGCUACCUCCUCACUUCUUAUCACAUGCAUACAAGGGUCGUGCCACUCGUACGGGUUGUCUCAUACAGGGACAAUCUUACAAGGUGGGCGAAACCAUUCGAUCCGCUUCUGGACCAUGCCUGCACUGCGUAUGCGGCGGCGAUGGUCAAAUGAAAUGUGAUCCCAAAGUGUGUAGUCCCGAACCGAUGUUGCGGCAAAUGAUUGCAGCAGCGGCGUCGCGACGAAGAAGAUGAGCCCAACACUAGUUGCCCACGCACUAUAAAGACAGAACACAAAAAAUGAAAAUUUAAAGUGAAUGAACUUAAGUGUAAACGUAAGCGAAACCACGAUACUCUUAAACAGCAUGAAAAUCGAGCAGACCAACUAGACAACUAGAAGGAAUCGGGAGGCGAACCAUAACGGAAGUCAGCGCAGUAUUUUGUGCGAAGUGAUAGAAAGGACAAUUUUAUGCAAUUUUUUCUAUAUUUUCAACGGAUAGCGAUCGGCUUCAAGUCGCGCGCAAAACUCGAUAAAUUAAGUACAUAAGCAUAAAUAUUAAAGUAAAUACAUUGAUAAGCAUUCUCGGGUGCCAAAAUGAACUAAGACUAGGUAUUAUACACGUGCCUUCAAUACAGAAUUGAGAGGGUGGAUCAAGUCGAACGCGAAUGAGAGAAACAAACCGGAAGCACAUGAAAUGAAAGUCAUGUUCACGUAACACACACAUAUGCAUUUUACUGUAGAGCAGAGCUUCGUUCCACAACGAGCAAACAUCGCAUUUUAAUGAUCUAUAUAUAUGCGUCAUCUAGCAAUCCCUUCAAACCUCGUUUUUAUAUGAAUAUUAAUGUUUUAUUUUGUUUAUUUAAUUGGAAAAAUGGAAGAUUUUUGUUUGUGCGUGUGUGUAUUAUAUGCCCAAACUUGCACGCGCCGUGAUUUAUUCGUAUACUCUUUUAAAAACCUCUUAGUAGAUACUUGUAUUUAUAUAAUGGAUAAAAUUUAACAUGAACAAAAAAACUCUUGCAAAAUGCGAAAAUCAACUACAACAAAAAAACGAUUGCAAAAAGUAUAAAAUAUUAAUAUAUCGACGACUGAUAAUCAGAAAAUUUUUGUAAACUAUGUAGGAAUUUUCGAACGUAAUUAAUUAUUAUUUAAUGCUAUAGAUAUUUGUCGUUUGUACAAAUAAGAGAACACAAAUAGAGACGAAAAAGCCAUUUGAUGAAAUCCCAGUUUAGGGCUCGUUUAUUACUUGAAACUUUUUUUGUAACGAUUUAUAUAAUUAUUAUGGUUUAUAUAUAUUUAUAUACAUAUUUAUAUAUUGAUAUAUAAAUACUAAUAUAUAAAUAUAUAUAUAUGUUUGUGUAUUGCGUAUUCCGAACGCACGUCUAGGUUGUUUGACUGGUAGAAAUUGCACACAAUUUUUCUCUAUUUCUUCGUCAUUUGUAUGUUUUAAACAAAUAUCUCUUUACAAUAUGAUAUAUAUGUAGUUAGUUAUACAGUGUAAUAAGGACGAUGGCCGAUGAUACGUUUAUGCUAUUUAAAUUGAUAUCUUAAACGAGAUUUCUACUACUUGAACGCCUAGACUUGAUAUUCAUAUUUGUAUAUUAACGGAUGCUCAAUAUUAUACGUUAAAUUAGUACAUGUAGUAUUUAUCACUAAUUAAUAAAUGAAUAAAUAAUGUAAAUGAA
Dalotia coriaria is the source of this 10521-nucleotide messenger RNA. It is a transcript of the gene tnc, whose product is annotated as tenectin. The record is from RefSeq and is a predicted model, not a curated record. Bases 391 to 9093 code for a protein of 2900 amino acids. The transcript has 8 exons. NCBI's taxonomy places the organism in Eukaryota, Metazoa, Arthropoda, Insecta, Coleoptera, Staphylinidae. Gene Ontology annotation, cellular component: extracellular region. Gene Ontology annotation, molecular function: protein binding.